AUGGUUGAUGGCAGGCAAAGUAUUGUUGAAGAUCUGAGGAAACCAGAGCUUUUGGAGGAUGUAGCAGCUACUGAAGCAUUCAUCAGUUCCGCUGAAGUGGCAGUCAUUGGAUUCUUCCAGGAUUCAGAGCGACCAGAGUUUUCAGAAUUCCUUACGAUGGUACAAAAUGUGCAAGAGGUAGCAUUUGGGGUCUGCACCAGCCUUCAUGUCCUCUCUCAUUACAAUAUCACAACAAAUACCAUUUCCGUUUAGCGUAUGGUGGACAACAAAAGGCAUGAUUUGGAAACAGCAGACAUUGAAGGACUUGACGCCAGCAAGCUGAGUCGCUUCGUUCAGAUGCAAGGACUCAGAUGGGUGACUGAGUACAACCCUAUGACUGCCAUAGGCCUCUUUGACAGUGUUGUUGAGACCCAUCUUCUCUUGUUCACUGACAAGUUAUCCCCGAACCAUACAGAAAGAAUCAACAAGUACCGUGAAGCAGCAAUAUUAUUUCAAGGGAAGGUACUUUUCAUCUUUGUGGACAUCCACGUCAAAAACAAUGAUCAGGUUCUAUCUUAUUUUCAUUUGAAGAAGUCCCAGCUGCCUGCACUGGCUGUGUUCCACACGCCAGAUGAGGAGUAUGAUGUACUGCAUCUCGAUGAAGUCUCUGUGGAGACUGUCAAGGAUUUCUGUAAUGGUUUCUUACAGAGACAAAAAGAAAAAGAAAAUCCCAAGCCGGAGGAUAAGAUCUUCAAAGAGGAGCUCUGACCCCAUUCUAAGUCUGCAACAACACCAUAACUCCAGUGUAAUCGUACAAACAUGGUUGCUCUUACUGGCAAAAUAAUCAGCUGCAACUCAGUCAUCUGGAGAUCCUGACAUAACAAAAAUGUUCCCAGUUAUUCAGUCCUUUCCCAGUCGUUCCUUCAAUAGUCAUGUUGUCUUCCCCAUUUUAUCAACUUUGUUUUCAAUUCUGGUCUUCAGGAAUUAGGAUUCAAUACUUUAUUGUAAAGAGUGAAGUGUUGCCCACUGGGAUACGGUGGUAGCCACUGGAUUGGCUCCAAGGCAAUUGGAAGUGGAUAGAAUUGUUCUUUGUGUAACUGGACAUGUGUUAUUCAUGUAGUAAUUAAUCACUGGAAACUCUGGGUGUAGUGAAGCAGCUAGAGUAGAGAACUUUCAGCCAAUGCCUUGGUUGCAGAACCAGUUCCAAUCUUCUGAGGCUUACCUUGUUGGGCCUUCAGACAAUGUCUUUCUUUUUCCAGUGGGCAAAACCCUGGGUGGAGCAAAGCCUGUCUGGCUGAUGAAGUACUUCUCCUUAACUCUUUAUGAUAUCAGGUGCAGGGCUAGAGAGAAGAACUUUGGGGAAAAGGUUCUCACACUCUCACCAUCUAGCCCAGUCCUCCCAGUUUAUUACACUUGAUUUAUUGUCUUUGAUAUAGUGGGCAUAUUAGUAAUUAAAUUAAUAUCAUUUAAUGCUUUCUGCAUGUGUGUCUCUCAUACAAGAGAUUCUAUGUGCCUUCUAGCCUUGUACUAAAGAGGUUUCAAGCAUCUUGAUUUUGACAAAUGAAUCAUGACCUUUUCCACCCUUGACGUUCUGCUUUCCUUCCUUUCCGGGUAACAUGAUUUCCCCCUUUAAACUCAAGCAAGUUAGGUUUUUUGCAUAUGGGUCCAUAUCACUUUGCUACCUUCUUCCAUUAAUUUAAUUUGAAGGUGGAAGCUGAAGACUGUGUUAUACCUCCCGACGACUAGCAAUAAAAGAAAAGCCA
This is a messenger RNA of Pogona vitticeps (central bearded dragon), 1742 nucleotides long. RefSeq names its product endoplasmic reticulum protein 27 (gene ERP27). The record is from RefSeq and is a predicted model, not a curated record. NCBI's taxonomy places the organism in Eukaryota, Metazoa, Chordata, Lepidosauria, Squamata, Agamidae. Gene Ontology annotation, biological process: response to endoplasmic reticulum stress; protein folding. Gene Ontology annotation, cellular component: endoplasmic reticulum.